UGGCGCAAUGCCGGAGUAGCGACCGCUGUUCCAAAAAAUAAAUUUGUUCUUCACGUCUGCAAUUAUCACAAGUUAGCAGUAUUUUUUUGCACUUUUAUCUAUUAUUUUCUAAAUUACAGACGUUUAUUUUUAUAUUAUUUUUAAUUUCAUAUUUUGAAUUUGACAAUUUUUUCCAUAGCGAAAACAACCCUGUUUUUCGUUUCCAGCACACUGAACAUACCAUAAAAGUAAUGAUUUCCCGCUUUUUAAAACAACAUGAGAAAGUGAACAGAACGAUCAUCAAAGGUUUCACAAACUAGUUCUUUGAAAAAGUAAAAAUUUAAAAGAAAUCAAAUAAGACUGAAUUAUUAGCAAACAAGAUACAAAGAACAAAACAAUAGUUGCUAAUUUCUGACCUGAAACGGCGUCCAAUUAUGUAGUGCGUCAAGUGUUGAUCGCGAGCAGCUGUCCUAGCACGGCUUAUUUAAAUAAAAAAAAGAAAACAAAGAAACCAAUAAUAACUCUGUACACAACUAAAUAUUAAUAAGUUCGCAAUGUUCAUACAGGACCUUAGACAGGACUUCUACAAUCGUUUAGUGGGCAAACGUUUGCUUAUAAUUGUGAAUUAUGACAUCGAUGCUAUAUGCGCCAGCAAGAUUUUACAGUCUCUCUUCAAAUAUGACCACAUGCUGUAUUCUGUGGUGCCAAUAAUGGGUUUAGCUGGUCUCCAACGCGCCUACAAUGAACAUCAGGGAGAUGUAAAGUUUGUAUUGCUUAUCAAUUGUGGUGGUUGUGUAGAUAUAGUCGAGUUGCUACAACCCGAAGAGGAUGUAACGUUCUUUAUUUGCGAUGCUCAUCGCCCUUUAGAUGUGUGCAACAUUUACAGUGAUCGACAGGUUUGCAUCUUGGGCGAUCCUGCACUGGAAGAAAAUAUACCCGCCUUCGAGUCCAUCUUCUGCCAAUCCGAAGAUGAGGAUAGUGAAAAUGACGCAGACGAUGAUGUUGGCAAUGAUAGUGGCGCUGGUGGUUCUGAUGAGGAGGGCAGUGAAAAAGCACAACAACCACCCGCACACAAAUUAAGUCGCCUCGAGCGCCAUGAACAACGUAUUAUUAAGCAAAGGCAACGCCGCACGUGGGAGAAUGAACGUGAUCGCAUUAUGUUUGAAUAUACACAAUAUAGUUUUUAUGGCCGCUCAACAGCAUUAACAAUAUUUGAAUUGGCUUGGAAGUUGUCGAAGGAUAAUAUGGAUUUGUUGUGGUGGGCCAUUGUUGGUCUAACAGAGCAAUUGAUUCUGGGAAAAAUUGAGAGUAGCGCGUAUACGUUAGAAAUAGAGCAUGUGCAGUCUCAUGUUUCACGUUUAACAAAUAAAACUAACGAUCAGAGUAAUACGAGCGCUUCAAAAAUCAAUUUUGAAAACGAUCUGCAUUUAGUGCUCUACCGACAUUGGAGUGUGGUAGAGUCCAUGCGCUACUCCAUGUAUUGUGCUUGCAAAAUGCGUUUGUGGACGUUGCGUGGUGAGAAGCGUUUACAUGAGCUUCUUGUCGAAAUGGGUUUGCCACUGGUGCAAGCCCGCCAGAUGUUCAGCGCUAUGGAUUUGGUGUUGCGACAGGAAUUCUAUAAAAUGUUGGAAAAGCUGGCUGAAAAGUAUGGCAUUCCGGACAUAGUAUACGGUUCGUUUACUCUGAAUUACGGCUAUCGCAAUCGUUAUGCUGCUGCUGAUUACGUCUAUGGCAUGCUAGCUAUUCUUGAGUCAGUGAAAAAAGAUAAAACACCUGAGGAUUGCUUUUUGGAAGCAUUGGAUAGCUUAUCGCGAAAUCAUCGCGACAUUAUGUUGGAAGGUAUUGAAAACGCCAAACUCUUACUCUCUUCCAUAUUUAAACAAGUACAAAGCAGCUUGGAGGCGCAUCAAGUGCUCUCCACAGGCACAUUCUUCUAUUACAUCUUAACUGAAGAGAACACAUAUUUCUCUUAUCCUUACGGUUUGACUUUGUUGGCGAAGUUCAUUUUGAAUGGCCAUGUGGCAGGGUCGCGCAGUCGUCAAGCGCCAGAAUUGCCACUUAUCGCCAGCUGCCCGGUGGAUGUGGAACGUGGUCUGUGCCUGCUGGUAGGCAUACCACCUGUGCGAGAAGAUUCGCCGAAGAAUUUCUUUGGUAAAGCAUUCGAACAGGCAGCCAGUAAAUGCAAUGCAGUAAUUUUGCAGGACUUUUUCGAUUCUUCGUUAAUACAAAUAAGACAAAAUGAUAUGGCGAAAUUUUUAGAUGCGCUCACUGUACUUUUGGCUUAGUAAUUAUUGACUUUGAUUUAGUUUAUUUUAGGAAGUAAAGAAAAUUAUAACUAUAUACAUGUUUUAUUUAUAAUUGUAAACACUAUUUAACCGAUAUGACCUGAUAAGAUUGUUAAAUUUAAAUUUUUAGUAAUAUUUAUAAAUAAUAAUAGACUUUGUAAUUGUUUAAUGCAUUUUUUAGAAUUGAAAACGACGAAAAUGACAUAAAAUGCAAUGAAUCAAAGAAAGAUGUAAUGUGAAUAUAUAUUGUAUUAGAUUCCAUUACAAAAUAAUGCGUUCAAAUUAAAGAACAUUUAUUUAUAAAAAGGUCCGACUAAUAUCACAGAC
Molecule: messenger RNA, 2591 nt
Organism: Ceratitis capitata (Mediterranean fruit fly)
Lineage: Eukaryota; Metazoa; Arthropoda; Insecta; Diptera; Tephritidae
Gene: Cdc45
Product: cell division control protein 45 homolog
Exons: 3
Coding region: 534-2264 (576 amino acids)
Biological process (GO): DNA replication initiation; mitotic DNA replication preinitiation complex assembly; double-strand break repair via break-induced replication
Cellular component (GO): DNA replication preinitiation complex
Molecular function (GO): chromatin binding; DNA replication origin binding; single-stranded DNA binding
Source: RefSeq, a predicted model, not a curated record